This is a messenger RNA of Lemur catta (Ring-tailed lemur), 1342 nucleotides long. RefSeq names its product serpin family B member 5 (gene SERPINB5). NCBI's taxonomy places the organism in Eukaryota, Metazoa, Chordata, Mammalia, Primates, Lemuridae. The record is from RefSeq and is a predicted model, not a curated record. Gene Ontology annotation, molecular function: serine-type endopeptidase inhibitor activity. Gene Ontology annotation, biological process: negative regulation of endopeptidase activity. The transcript has 7 exons. Bases 85 to 1212 code for a protein of 375 amino acids.
CCUACCUCAGGUCUUUGUGCUCCUCCUCGCUUGCCUUUUCCUUUGCCGCACGUUUUCCAGGAUAACUGGAACUCCAGGCUCACAAUGGAUGCCCUGCAACUGGCAAAUUCAGCGUUUGCUGUUGAUCUCUUUAAACAACUGUGUGAAAAGGAGCCAGUGGGCAACGUCCUCUUCUCUCCAAUCUGUCUCUCCACCUCUCUGUCACUUGCUCAAGUAGGUGCCAAAGGUGACACAGCAAGUGAAAUUGGACAGGUUCUUCAUUUUGAAAAUAUCAAAGAUGUGCACUUUGGAUUUCAAACAGUAACAUCGGAUGUAAACAAACUUAGUUCCUUUUACUCAUUGAAACUAAUCAAGCGGCUCUAUGUAGACAAAUCUCUGAAUCCUUCAACAGAGUUCAUCAGCUCUACUAAGAGACCCUAUGCAAAAGAAUUGGAAACUGUUGACUUCAAAGAUAAAUUGGAAGAAACGAAAAGUCAGAUCAACAACUCAAUUAAGGAUCUCACAGAUGGCCACUUUGAGAACAUUUUAGCUGACAACAGUGUGAAUGACCAGACCAAAAUCCUCAUGGUUAAUGCUGCCUACUUUGUUGGAAAGUGGAUGAAGAAAUUUCCUGAAUCAGAAACAAAAGAAUGCCCUUUCAGAGUCAACAAGACGGACACCAAACCAGUGCAAAUGAUGAAUCUGGAGGCCACGUUCUGCCUGGGCAACAUCGACAGUAUCAAUUCUAAGAUCAUAGAGCUUCCCUUUCAAAAUAAGCAUCUCAGCAUGCUCAUCCUACUACCCAAGGAUGUGGAGGAUGAGUCGACGGGCUUGGAGAAGAUUGAAAAACAACUCAACUCAGAGUCGCUGUUGCAGUGGACCAAUCCCAGCACCAUGGCCAACGCCAAAGUCAAACUCUCCAUUCCAAAGUUUAAGGUGGAAAGGAAUAUUGAUCCCAAGGCUAGUCUGGAAAACCUAGGGCUGAAAAAUAUCUUUAAUGAAACAACAUCUGAUUUCUCUGGAAUGUCAGAGACCAAGGGAGUGGCCCUAUCAAAUGUUGUUCACAGAGUGUGCUUAGAAAUAACCGAAGAUGGUGGGGAUUCCAUUGAAGUGCCAGGGUCACGAAUCCUGCAGCACAAGGAUGAAUUCAAUGCCGACCACCCAUUUAUUUACCUCAUUAGGCACAACAAAACUCGGAACAUUGUGUUCUUUGGCAAAUUCUGUUCUCCUUAAAUGGCAUGGUGCAAAGUUAAGUCCCCACCCCACAUCCCCGACUUUUCUGUGGAUGCAGAUUUCUAUAAAUUUUGCAUCUGGAGAAUCCAUUUCUAAAUACAAAAGAUUGUUAAUGUUGCUGAAUCAGGAA